Messenger RNA from Gymnodraco acuticeps, 3499 nucleotides. RefSeq names its product mitoguardin 1 (gene miga1). Gene Ontology annotation, biological process: mitochondrial fusion. The transcript has 16 exons. The coding region runs from base 141 to 1916 and encodes 591 amino acids. The record is from RefSeq and is a predicted model, not a curated record. NCBI's taxonomy places the organism in Eukaryota, Metazoa, Chordata, Actinopteri, Perciformes, Bathydraconidae.
GUCCCGCUGGAGACCUUCACUCUGCAGCAACUGAGGUCAGCCGGAGCAGUGUGUGCGGAGGAAAACUCUAGAUGUUCAGCUGCAGCAGAAUGGCGAUGAGGAUAAGAGGGUUGCUGCCCAGUCAUGGAUAGAUCGUUACAAUGACACAUGAGACCCUCACUAGCUCCCAGCUGUCUUUCAAGGCGGCUGCCCUGCGCAUGGUGGACCUGCCGCUGUCCGUGUGCAGCUCCCUGACUCAGCUCGAUGUCAGCUCAGGCACCAAGAAGCUGGUGGCCGCCGCUGCCUUCGGCGCCGUCUCGCUCCUCUUCCUCGCUCGCCGCUUCCAGAGGAGGAAGGGCAGGAAGAAGACUCUCUCUCCUCAGUGGGAGCAGGACGGCUUCGAGUUGAUCUCUUCGGCCGCAGGAGGGAACGAUAACACCAGUCGGAACAUCACUCUGUCCCUCAACUCAAAGAAAGGCCUCUCCUCCGGUCUGCUUCUUAACUCAGGAGACUACAGGAAACUGUCCGGCUCUCUGCUGAGCCUGGCCUCGGUGAAAAGCAUGAACUCAUCGAGCAGCAGCACCUGCGCAAAUGAGUCCAUCUGCUGGGACAGAGCGGUGGAGGCGGACAUCUGCAGUGUGGUCAACUUACCUGUGACCACACCUGAAAACCUCUACCUCAUGGGUAUGGAUCUAUUCGAGGAGGCGUUGAGGCGGUGGGAGGAGGCGUUGACGUUCAGGAGCAGACAGGAGGAAGACGACGCCAGCUGUGAAUCCGUCAAAACAGGAGAAGAAGAAGCUGUCGCUGAGCAGGGCACGGAGGAGGGGAUGAGUGCAGAGUUCCUCCUCCGGCUGAAGUCUCUGCUGCAGAGAGCCUACAGCCUGCAGGAGGAGUUUGAGGGGGUGCUGUGUCUGUCGGAGCCCUCGUCCCUCUGCCAGGAUGAAAUGAUGUUGGACGUUCUGUCCAGAGAGGAGCUGGACGACGUGUGUCUGAGGGACAGCAUGAGCAUCGCCUCCAACGACUCCUUUGUGUCGGCUGCUGAGCUGGCGGAGCACCGAGAGCUGCGCAGCGUCCUCGCUCUGGUUCCUCACCUUUUCUACGAGGAGGCGCUGAAGAUGGCCGAGGACGGAAAGAUCUCCUGCAGAGUGCUGCGGACUGAGAUGCUCGGGUGUCACGGAGACAUCGACUUCCUCGCCAAGUUGCACUGUGUGCGGCAGGCCUGUCAGCUCAUCCUGUGUGACAGAACCACCCGGAUGUUUCUGGCUGACACGGGAAAGAAAAUUCUGUCUUCAAUUAUUGUUAAAGCACAGAAGAGCCCAAAGAGGUUUGAGGAAGUGUUCGAGGAGAUGAUUUCCUUCGUGGAGCACACGGAGCACUGGGAGAACACGGAGGUGGAGCUCGCCACUCGAGGGGUGAAGCACUUGAACUUCUACGACAUCGUGCUGGACUUCAUCCUGAUGGACUCCUUUGAGGAUCUGGAGAAUCCUCCCGUCUCCAUCCAGAACGUGAUCAACAACCGCUGGCUCAACAGCUCCUUCAAGGAGACGGCGGUGGCAUCCAGCUGCUGGUCAGUGAUGAAGCAGAAGAGACAGCACAUGAAGGUUUCCGACGGCUUCAUCGCUCACUUCUACGCUGUGUGUGAGCAGAUCAGCCCGGUGCUGGCCUGGGGCAUCCUGGGGCCGAAGAGCUCGCUGCACGACUUCUGCUGCUUCUUCAAGGACCAGGUGCAGUACUUCCUGAAGGACAUCUUCGACCUGGACAAGGUGCGGUACUCCUCGGUGGAGACCCUGGCGGAGGACAUGCUGCACCUGCUGCACCGCCGCUCCGAGCUGCUGCUGGCCUACCUGGGAGCCGAGUCGCUGCGGCACGCCAACAUCUGCAGCGCCGCCAAGGUGACGCUGCUGCCUAGCAACCUGAUGGAGUCCCGGGUGCAGUGAGAGGAGAACACACACCCAAAAAAUACCAGAGCAUCGAAACACGACAGUUUACCGUCUGCAGAGUUUACAGGUCAUCUGUCGGACUUACUUUCCACUCAUCUGUUGCACAAAACUUCUCAUUUAAGGAAUUCAAUGUAUCACAGUUUCACCGUGGUCAGACAUCACAUCUCCCAUCAUGCUUUGUGCUCUCAUUGCUCUGUAUGUGAGGAUAAACUGUACCUUGCCUUCACACUUGUAUGGCCUCCUUUUCCCCGCUCCCUAUUCUCUGUGCCAUGGCAGCGCACGUUUCAAAACCAUAGCAAUAAUACGUAAAAAAGCUGAGACAUUUGAUCGUAAUUAUAUCGCAGUGUAUAUUCUGCUGUGUAAAUUUAGCAUAUUUAUUGCGGUUAGGAAGAAGGGUGUUUCAGUAUUUAUUUUACUAAGUAGUUAAAUGAUGCAGGAUUUAUUUAUAUUUUUUAAAGCUUGUAGUUGUGCCUGUGAGCAUUGAUUGAUUUUUGAUCUGCUUCAAAAAUAUAGUAUGAAUGUCAUAUAAUCUGAGAUGUAUUAGAUGUAUUUCAACAUCCUACUGCACAUCAACAAUGCAAACAAUUACAUGUACUUUGUGACAAGCACAUCACUUAAAAAGGGAAAUGUUAAAUGAGUUGGUCGUUACAUUUAGACUCCUGGAAGCUGUUAUUUUUGGCACCGUAUAAAUCCCAUUAUACCUUCGAUACAGGAAAUACAAGAUUACACACCACUGCAGCUUUUUCACUACAAAACACGCUAAAAGCCUUACUACAAAAUCACAUGUUCCAGCCUUGUCUUCAUCACUGAAUGUCAGUCUUAUUAAUACUAUAUAUAAAGAUUGUUGUCUGCUCCGCUCAUCAGUCACUGCCAUGUACAGAACAGCUUUGAGCAGCAGAAGAAAACUGAAGAAUUGUAUGCAUUGUGUUAGAUAUUUUAGGAGGUAUUGACAUUGUUAGUUCUUUACAGGAUGGUUUAAUUUAUAUAAAAGGUGCACCAUAAAGCAGAAUACAAUGCACUUUAAAAUAACUGGAUGUUCCUCUUGGUAAUGUUUGAAGUUGUGAGGCCUCUUCAGUCACAGUAAGGUCAUAUCAAUACCGCUAGGUUUGAGAUUUAACCGUUCAUUAAUCUGUAGAAGUUUCAAAGUGUUAAGUCACUCUUUCCAAGGUUUCUUCAAUGUCAACAUGUUUUGGUUUUCUUGGUAUAUAGCAGUAAAUUAUAUUUAGGUUACUUUAUUAAUAGACAUGUCAACAUCAUUUUUUGCAGAAUGAAUAAUUGGGUAAAUAAAAAGGAAAUCGAUCUUGUUUUUUGUUGUAGGACUACUUUACUUGAAAUAGCGGUGACAGCACAGACACCAAUUCUGGAAGUUCUUCAUUUGCCUUUGAGUGGGCUGUACAUUGAAGUUUUAUUUUUUUUAAAGCAAUUUUAACCCCAUUUGUUCAGUUGCAUUAUUAAAGGGGAGGUAAAGGCAUUUGAUGAUAAAUGUGAAACUAUCCUUUAAGGUUUAUCUUGGCAAAAAAGCAGACAUUUUUACAUUCGUGAGUUGUUUGUGUAUAAAUAAAGCAAAUAUAUAGACUUGA